This is a messenger RNA of Girardinichthys multiradiatus, 1172 nucleotides long. It is a transcript of the gene pnhd, whose product is annotated as pinhead. The record is from RefSeq and is a predicted model, not a curated record. NCBI's taxonomy places the organism in Eukaryota, Metazoa, Chordata, Actinopteri, Cyprinodontiformes, Goodeidae. The transcript has 7 exons. Bases 78 to 1034 code for a protein of 318 amino acids.
GGCUGAAGCUGGAUCCCAAAUAAAUAUCUGAGGAAGGAGUGAGCAGAACAGCACUGAGGAGACCAUUCAGAUGAGUCAUGGAUGUUCUCCAACCUUUCCUUCUAUUCCUGUGUGUGUUUCAUCUGACUUUGAGUGCAGCACUAAGCACACACAUCGAUCACAGAAACCUGUUUACACAGCGAGUGUGCUGCAAGAGGCAGAGUCACUUUGUGCACAUUGGGCAAGACAUUUCAGGGAGUCCUGUCAGCAUAGAUGUGGGAAUGUGCAGGUCACACUGCGGGAUGACCGCAAGAUUAUCGCAAGAAACAAGACGGCAGGAAUACUCAAAGCAUUCCUCAAUGCUGGAAUUCCUGAGGAGCAAGAAGACAAGGACGCACGGCCCGGCUGCACCAGAGAUCUCAGAGCACCUGAACCGGCUCCCUUCCUGCGGGGUGAACCAGGUUUGCGAGCCGACGGGGAUGCGAGUGGAGCGGGUGCUGCUGUUGGAGGGGCCCCGGGAGGUGGAGGUUAUCGAGGAGUGCCACUGUGAGAUAAAGCUGAGCCAAUGUAUCCGAGUCCCGGCUCUGAGGACCUACUACUUCGAAACACCAUACGAGACGGUUCUAGACGUGGGAGGAUGUUCCCGCUCUAAAGGAGCCCCAGAGGGUUUCUCCUGCGUCCCCACCAAGUUUGACUCAGCAUUGCUGGAAACUCCGAACAAAGUGGACGUGAUCCAGACUGUUUCGGCCUGUGAGCUGAAGGAAAGCUGCUACAGGAUCCCCUAUGUGGAGUAUUACUAUGAAACAGUCCAACAUGGAGAUGGAGUCAAGGAAGAGAAGCUCAAAGAAAUAGAUGUGGGAAGAUGUUUGGGAGGCUGCACAGCAGGAAAGCGAUGCCUUCUCAGGAGUCCAUCUGAUCUGGAAAACUGUUACUUGUGGUCAAAAAGACAGUCCAGCUCCUGUGUUCCUCAGGGAUAUGAAAGCCACAGCUUCAUCAACCAGCAUGGGCAGAUUCGCACCAUCCUCUCCAUCACCUCCUGCCUCUGUCAAAACUGAACACAGCGCCCUCUGCUGGAAAGCAACUUCCUUAGUUUCCAGUGACUUUUGAAGACUGACCAACCUCAUGUUGUUUGUUUUAUAUGUAAUAUAUGUAUAAGUGAUAAUUUUGUAAAUAAAAGUAAAAAACAAACAAGA